AAUCUAUCGGUGAUCAUGGUCCAGCUAGAAAGACACCAGUCUUACCCUAACUUUUUUCAAAGUCUGUGUCUUUCUGUAGAAAUCUGAGGAAUAAAUAUUUGAAUCUAAAGAGAAUAAAGAAGAAAGUAAAAAAGCAAAAUCGAAGUUUUGUUCAAUUUUCUGGGAUCAUAGAGCAAUUUUCGUUUCUUUAUUCGUUGAAAGUGUGAAGCUUUUUUGAUUCAGUGAGAAGUGUUAAUGGCGGGUUACAGAGCAGAUGAUGAUUACGAUUACCUAUUCAAGGUGGUUCUGAUCGGUGAUUCAGGUGUUGGAAAGUCCAAUUUGCUUUCUCGAUUCACCAGGAACGAGUUUAGUCUCGAGUCUAAAUCAACGAUCGGGGUCGAGUUCGCGACUCGUAGCUUGAAUGUUAAUGAAAAAGUCAUCAAAGCCCAGAUUUGGGACACUGCUGGUCAAGAAAGAUACCGAGCAAUCACUAGUGCUUACUAUCGAGGAGCUGUUGGGGCGCUUCUUGUUUACGACGUAACCCGACACUCAACAUUCGAAAACGUUGAGAGAUGGCUAAGGGAACUCCGUGACCACACUGACCCAAACAUAGUUGUGAUGCUUGUGGGAAACAAAUCCGAUCUUCGCCAUCUUGUAGCAGUCCAAACCGAAGAUGCAAAAUCUUUUGCAGAGAAUGAAUCACUCUACUUCAUGGAAACCUCAGCUCUUGAAUCUACCAAUGUUGAGAACGCGUUUUCUGAAGUACUCACUCAGAUUUACCAUGUUGUGAGCAAGAAAGCAAUGGAGGCUGGUGAAGAUUCCGGUAAUGUUCCUUCGAAAGGAGAGAAGAUCGAUGUUGAUGUUUCCGCAGUGAAGAAAACUGGUUGCUGCUCCAACUAAAUGGUCUUAUGUCCUAAAGCUGAAAUCGGUUUUUAAAUUUUACAUUCAAAUUUUGUUUUUGAAGAUGUUUGCUUUUUUUUAGGAAAACAAACUAUGUUAUGCCUUUUGAUUUGCUUGUUUGAAAAUUGCUUAGCUUUGGUCUGAUUCUGUACCGGUUAAGGGAUUUUGUAAUUUAACCGGUUCUGGUCUAUGGUUUGUUUUUAAUUCAAUCCGCAAAUAUCUCUAAACCAAUAUUUAUUGUGCUAAUCCUUGAACACAACUAAUUUUUGUUAUACCAAUUUAGAAAAUUUUCGU
Messenger RNA from Arabidopsis thaliana (thale cress), 1173 nucleotides. It is a transcript of the gene RABA1d, whose product is annotated as RAB GTPase homolog A1D. Gene Ontology annotation, molecular function: GTPase activity; GTP binding. Gene Ontology annotation, cellular component: early endosome membrane; Golgi apparatus. The record is from RefSeq and is marked reviewed. The transcript has 2 exons. The coding region runs from base 235 to 879 and encodes 214 amino acids. NCBI's taxonomy places the organism in Eukaryota, Viridiplantae, Streptophyta, Magnoliopsida, Brassicales, Brassicaceae.